ACAGGGGCUGGCGCAGGCGUGCGGGGCUGCGGUCCAGGAAGAGGCGCGGAGAAGCUAAAGGGGCCUGCGGAGCCUCACGUCCCGACGCCAGGGGGCCCGGCCGGUCCCCGCCGCCGCGCCCGGCGUCCUGGCGCUGCUCGGAGCCUUGCUGGCGGCCGCCGUCGCCGCUGUCGCCGCCCGGGUCUACACCCACCUCGUCCAGGCCCAGGAGGCCGCGCGGCAGGAAUCGGCACUGAAGGCUCUGGGGACAGAAGGCCUCUUUCUCUUCUCUUCACUCGACACUGACCAGGACAUGCGCCUCAGCCCUGAAGAGUUCAAACCCAUCGCGGAGAAGCUGACAGGGUCAACACCUGCAGCCAGCUAUGAGGAGGAGGAGCUGCUCACCGACCCCAGUGAAGAGACCCUCACCAUAGAAGCCCGAUUCCAGCCUCUGCUCCCGGAGACCAUGACGAAGAGCAAGGAUGGGUUCCUAGGGGUCUCCCGCCUCGCCCUGUCCGGCCUCCGCAACUGGACGACUGCAGCCUCACCAAGUGCAGUGUUUGCCGCCCGCCACUUCCGGCCCUUUCUUCCCCCUCAAGGCCAGGAGCUGGGCGAGCCCUGGUGGAUCAUCCCCAGUGAGCUGAGUGUCUUCACCGGCUAUCUGUCCAACAACCGCUUCUACCCGCCACCGCCCAAGGGCAAGGAGGUCAUCAUCCACCGGCUCCUGAGCAUGUUCCACCCUCGGCCCUUCGUGAAGACCCGCUUUGCCCCCCAGGGGGCCGUGGCCUGCCUGACCGCCAUCAGCGACUCCUACUACACUGUGAUGUUCCGGAUCCACGCCGAGUUCCAGCUCAGUGAGCCCCCUGACUUCCCCUUCUGGUUCUCCCCGGGCCAGUUCACCGGCCACAUCAUCCUGUCAAAAGAUGCCACCCACAUCCGCGACUUCCGGCUCUUCGUGCCCAAUCACAGGUCUCUGAACGUGGACAUGGAGUGGCUGUACGGGGCCAGUGAGAGCAGCAGCAUGGAGGUGGACAUCGGCUACAUACCCCAGAUGGAGCUGGAGGCCACAGGCCCUUCGGUGCCCUCCGUGAUCCUGGACGAGGAUGGCAAUAUGAUUGACAGUCGCCUGCCCUCGGAGGAGCCCCUCCAGUUUGUGUUUGAAGAGAUCAGGUGGCAGCAGGAGCUGAGCUGGGAGGAGGCUGCCCGGCGCCUGGAGGUGGCCAUGUACCCUUUUAAGAAGGUCACCUACCUGCCAUUCACUGAGGCCUUCGACCGAGCCAAGGCCGAGAACAAGCUGGUGCACUCGAUCCUGCUGUGGGGGGCCCUGGACGACCAGUCCUGCUGAGGUUCGGGGCGGACUCUCCGGGAGACUGUCCUGGAAAGUUCGCCCAUCCUCACCCUUCUCAACGAGAGCUUCAUCAGCACGUGGUCCCUGGUGAAGGAGCUGGAGGACCUGCAGAGCAACCAGGAGAACCCGUCCCACAGGCAGCUGGCGGGCCUGCACCUGGAGAAGUACAGCUUCCCCGUGGAGAUGAUGAUCUGCCUGCCCAAUGGCACUGUGGUCCAUCACAUCAACGCCAACUACUUCCUGGACAUCACCUCCAUGAAGCCUGAGGACAUCGAGGACAACAUCUUCAGCUUCUCAUCCACCUUUGAAGACCCAUCCACAGCCACCUACAUGCAGUUCCUGAAGGAGGGACUCCGCCGCGGCCUGCCCCUCCUUGAGUCCUAAUAUGUCGCUGGGCCGCUGGGAGCACGGCUGCGUGGUCCUGAGCCAUCUCAGACUGGAGAAGCUCCUAACCCCUCUUCACCUUAAGCUGCCUCGCAGGGUCCAAGGUCAACUGAGGGUGGCCACCCAGCUCUGCCUCGGUGACUGGGGUUAGACAGAAGGGGCUUGGGCUGUCAGAGGAUAAACCGUGAUCUCUGUGGCCCCCAAGUCCUUCCCUACUCAGCUGGCUCCGGAAGCUACUCAAGAUCUUUUACUCUUUCCAGAACAAAGCAUGAAGGAGCCAUAGCCAGGGCGUCCAAGGGCCCAGCAGCUGUUCUGUUUACAUAGAGCUGUUCUUGCUAGCCAUACCCCAGCUGCCCUCCUGUCUGAUGUCCCCAGCCGGGGUCAAGAUCAGUAGGUGACAGCCUUCUGGAGCCUGUGUGCAGAGCCCCCCCUGACCGUGAGGGACAGCGCUGUACCACAGCUGCUCCCAAAUGGCUCAGUGGGCCUUGUGCCAGGCCCCCAAGCCUGUUUCGGGGCCUGGGAGGUCUCUCAGGAAGUAGGCCUCUGCCAUUAGGAAGAACCCACUGAGGGGCCCUCAGGCCCAGAGCCAGGGCACUUCCGCCACCUCCCCUAGCAGAGGUCAUAGGAGGACUGUGGGAACCAGGGCUUCCUGACACCUCCUUCUCCGUCCCUGACUCCAUGGAAGUACAACCCAGACAAAGAAGAGCCUGCACCAGAGUCAGCACUGGCCCCGCCACCAGGGGCACCCCAGACCAGCUUGUCCCCCGUGGGACACCUGCCAACUCUCUUUGGCCACUCUUGGGGCCUUCGUCCAUGUCCUGAGCCACUGACCAUGGCUAGUCUGUCUUUUAUACAUGCAGAGAAGUGUUUUUAUGUGAACUUUCUCACAGUUUGUAGCUAUUUUUUAUAACUGCAGUGCUGAGGAGAAAGAAGAGAGCAAUGGCUCCCCGAGCAGCAGCCCCAUGAUGGCUCGAUCUGAAAUCCUGGAUGGAUCUAGCUUGAUGCCUUUGCAGUUGCACAUAUGGGAAGCAGUAUUCUCUCUUCCAUCUCUUCUUCUAGAUUUUUAAAAACAGUCUUCACAGAAUGAGCGUACCAUACCCGCAGCUCUAUCCUGUCCACGUAGGCCCGGAAGGUACCUUUGGGCUUUUUCCGAUGAAGGCCUUGAGGUAAGCCUGUGCUCCUCAUGCCUGACUCCUCCCGUCCCCUCAUCCCAGCAGGGGCUGCAUCUUAAACCUAACAGAGGAGGAAGGCAGACCUGUCCCUGCAUCUUCUGAGUCCCCCUGCCGUCCUCGGUGUCCCCUGUGGAGCUUGCCUUGACCAGUCCUGCUCUUCAUUGGGUAUUAGGUAUAACAAUAGCAGCAGGUUACCAAGAGCCUUCUGUGCCUGGGGCAUUUGCUAAAGUUACAGGUAGUUUUGCAUUUAAUUCCCACAACCAACUUGUGAGGUAGGUGACUGGUCCCAUUUUGCAGAUGAGAUGAGUCUUAGGGAAGCAAAGUGACCAAGGUCACACAGAGUGCUAGAGUUGAGACUCAAACCCACAUGUAACUCCCAAGCCUGUGUCUUGAUUUUGGGGUGUUUCAUUUGGCACCACACCCCCACCACUCUCCUUCCUUGUUUUCGCUGAAGUGGAAAUCAUGCCUCAUUCCCCUCUGAGCUCCACAUAGACUGAGCCGUUGAGCUCAGCCAUGCUCUUUGCGCCCUGGGAGAUGGUACUUCCUGCCUCUUCCAGGGAAGGAGGCCACCCGAGUGUGUCUCAGUACCUCACCAGUUGGCCUGGAGCCUCCCACCCUCAGCUGAGCCAGCUCCCUCCGGCUGCCCCUGGAGGGCUGACUCCCCAUCAGUCAACCCUGGGCUCCAGUGCAACCCUGACUGCUGAGCUUUCUGAGUCCUCCUCAUCUGAUGCGUCUGCCCAUCCCCAGCCAGGGAAGGUCGCCAGCUGCACUUUUGUCAUCUCUUUGCCACUUCCCUCCCCCAACUCUAACACGUCCUGUAAUAAAAUUGGAGAAAGGAG
This is a messenger RNA of Chinchilla lanigera (long-tailed chinchilla), 3722 nucleotides long. RefSeq names its product selenoprotein N, 1 (gene Selenon). The record is from RefSeq and is a predicted model, not a curated record. Gene Ontology annotation, molecular function: calcium ion binding. NCBI's taxonomy places the organism in Eukaryota, Metazoa, Chordata, Mammalia, Rodentia, Chinchillidae. Gene Ontology annotation, cellular component: endoplasmic reticulum membrane. Gene Ontology annotation, biological process: skeletal muscle fiber development; calcium ion homeostasis.